Molecule: messenger RNA, 2881 nt
Organism: Menidia menidia (Atlantic silverside)
Lineage: Eukaryota; Metazoa; Chordata; Actinopteri; Atheriniformes; Atherinopsidae
Source: the annotation of a GenBank genome assembly
AGCGGACCAAUCAGCGAGCGCCGUAACGAGCGAGGCAGCAUUUUAAACUUAUAUCGGAGACUGUUGUCAAAAGGCAGGAUAGGACAGCGCAGCAACCACCGGGAAGGAAGUCUGCCGAAUUAUUUUAAAUCUGCCUCAGGGUUUUUGUUUUUUUUAAAUAUCGAAAGCCCUAUGCAUUAUACAUUUGAGUCAAAUGUUAAUUAACUCUUAUUUACAAAGAGUGUUAAGCUUAGUUUUGAUUUAAAUUCCGAGGCGUAUGAGAGUAAGCUAGUUUCCAAGGGUAAUCCAGCGUCGGUUGAGUUGGGGUUAACAAUAGUUUGACUCUGGUAUUUAUCAUCGUGAAUUCCAGUGUUGGCGGAGUUUUAAGUGUUUUCUGUUAACACACCGAGGAGCACUUUAAUCCACCAUGAGUGCUGCUAUCGCAAAACCGGCGAAUCCGUCGGGACAUGUGGACCCUAAAUCUGCACCUCUGAAAGAAAUCCCUGACAUUCUGGUAGAUCCACGCACGAUGAGAAGAUACACUAGGGGAAGAUUCCUCGGAAAAGGUGGUUUCGCGAAGUGCUACGAAAUCACAGACGUGGAGACCAAGCAGGUUUUCGCUGGCAAAAUUGUGCCUAAAUCCCUGAUCCUGAAGCAGCACCAGAGGGAAAAGAUGACUUCCGAAAUUGCCAUUCACAAGAGUCUUAAUCAUGCGAACGUGGUGGGAUUCCACGGGUUUUUCGAGGACGACGACUUUGUCUUUGUGGUCCUGGAGAUCUGCAGGAGACGGUCCCUUCUGGAGCUGCACAAACGUCGCAAGGCUGUGACUGAACCCGAGGCUCGCUACUACAUGACCCAGCUGCUAAAGGGGGUCCAGUACCUGCACAACAACAGAGUCAUCCACCGAGACCUGAAGCUGGGCAACAUCUUCCUUAACGAUGAGAUGGAUGUCAAAAUAGGGGACUUCGGUUUGGCCACCAAGAUUGAGUUUGACGGCGAACGGAAGAAGACUUUGUGUGGAACACCCAACUACAUCGCUCCCGAAGUGCUCUGUAAAAAAGGCCACAGCUACGAGGUGGAUGUCUGGUCACUGGGAUGCAUACUGUACACUCUGCUGGUGGGGAAGCCCCCGUUUGAGACCUCCUGCCUGAAGGAAACCUACAACCGCAUCAAGAAAAACAACUACACAAUCCCCUGGCACAUCAACCCUUCGGCGUCCGCGCUCAUCAAGAGGAUGCUGCACGCCGACCCCGCCCAGAGGCCCACCCUGGCCGAGCUGCAGGCCGACGAGUUCUUCACCUCGGGCUACAUCCCCCUACGGCUGCCCACCACCUGUCUGACCGUGCCCCCCCGCUUCUCCAUCGCCCCCUCCACCGCUCCGGAGAUCAGCCAGAGGCGCCCCCUGACCGCGAUAAACAACAAGGCUGAAACGGAGAAAGGGGAGAUGAAGGAUGAACUGAUGCAAAGGGAGCCCGAACCUUCCGAAUCCCACCUGAAAGACAUGCUGCAGCAGCUCAACAGCAUAAUCUCCGCCAAGCCCGCCGAGAAGCCCAUCAUACGUCAGGAGGAAGCGGAGGAUCCUGCGUGCAUCCCCAUUUUCUGGAUCAGCAAGUGGGUUGACUACUCGGAUAAGUACGGACUGGGCUACCAGCUCUGUGACAACAGUGUGGGCGUCCUUUUCAACGACUACACUCGUCUCAUCAUGUACGCCGACGGGGACAGCCUGCAGUACAUCGACAAGGCCACAGCCGAGUCCUACAUGAGCGUCCGCUCCUUCCCCGCCACUCUCAACAAGAAGAUUACGCUGCUGAAGUACUUCCGCAACUACAUGAGCGAGCACCUCCUGAAAGCCGGCGCCAACAUGGCCCGGCGGGACGGGGACGAGCUGGCCCGGCUGCCCUACCUCUCGCUCUGGUUCCGGACCAAGAGCGCCAUCGUCCUGCACCUCAGCAACGGCACCGUUCAGAUCAACUUCUUCCAGGAUCACACCAAGCUGAUCCUGUGUCCUCUCAUGGCCGCGGUGACCUACAUCGACGAGAAGCGAGACUUCCGCACCUACAAGCUGUCUCUGCUGGAGGAGUUCGGUUGCUGUAAGGAGCUCGCCAGCCGCAUGCGUUACGCCAAGCUCAUGGUAGAGAAACUGCUGGACAGCAAGCCUUCCUCCAGCGCCCACUAGAAAAACCGACCGUUGAACACGAAACCUUUUAAAUGCAUUUUAAAAAGGGAGGAGGUGGUAACAUUGGCUGUUUAUGGAAACAUAAUUCCAGCCUCUGAUAUAUUAUUGUUUUGUAAUCUUCCCUUCUUUCCGUACACUCUGACUCUUAACUUUUCCGUGAGGCUUUAUUUAGACAGACACAUUCCCUCUGACUUUUACUAUCGAAUUGCUGACGGCACAGCAGGCAGAUCUCAUACGUUCAAAUUAGCCUCGGAAGCACAGAUGGAAGAUUGGUUCCAAUACAUCAUCUGAAAGUUUGGACGUUUUCCUCCACUCUGUUUAUUUGUGCACGUGCCGUGCCUUUAAAUGUGUUUGUCUGUUUGUGUGUGUGUGUGUGUGUGUGGACGGAGCCCGAUGGUGGGGAGUGAGACUCCGAACGCCUCUCUGGUCUGCUUCUCUGGUUUUCUGUUUCCGUCUGUGUGUAGAGAAACGGACCAUGUUGACGUCUUCAUCAUGUACAUUCUUCCUGUAGUUUUUACUCGUUUCUUUUUUUAAUAACAAAUUCAGAUGUUGGUUUCAACAAGAUGUACAAACUUGUACAGACUGCUGAAUAUACGUACAUGUUGUAAAAAGGGUUUAACUUUAUCCAAGUUUAAAUAAAGAUUCUCUUGAACCAGGCCAAUUAUUCCUAAGGGGAUUUUUGUAUUUAGCUUUUUCUUGAGGACCAAGAAUCUAACUUCAACAUGG